AUGAGUGGUUCGAAAGCAAUUAAGGCGACUGCAUUUGGCCAAAGGGAGUCCAAGUCCAAGUCGAAGGCCUAUGGCCUAAGCAACAUAAUCGCCGAAACUGAUAAGAUGGCGCUACGAAUGACGCCACUUCUCUGCCUACUUUUACCAAUACUGGUAGUCUCAGCAAAAACUUGGCUGGAUAGUUUUGAAGACACUGCAGAGGAGUCUCCUGUUGAUGAUGAAACAAUUAUGGAGAAACGUUUUCAACUGGGCUAUGAAAACUGGCGUCUUCGCUGCGAGAAAUUCGAAGAGGAGCUGAAUCAAACCUCCCCAGUAAACACUCGAAUUGCAGGUGGAGAACUGGCGGCACGUGGCAUGUUUCCCUAUCAAGUGGGUCUGGUGAUUCAGCAGAGUGGUGGCGAUCUCUUCAAGUGCGGUGGUUCCCUUAUCACCCUUCAGUUUGUGUUGACCGCAGCUCACUGUUUAAUCGAUGCCAUCGGGGCAAGAAUUUACACAGGUGCCACAAUAUUCGCCGACUCUGAAGACUCCGCCGAAGUUAUUUUGGUAACACAUCGGGAUUUCUUCACCCAUCCGGAUUACUUGGGCUUCGGGGGAUACAAUGACUUGGCUUUGAUACGACUGACGAGAAAGGUCAUCACCUCGGAUCGAGUGCAACCCAUAGAGCUGGCUGGAGAGUUUAUGCAUCAAACGUUUUUGGAAGGUCAAGUGGUGACCCUAUCUGGCUGGGGAAGAUUAGGAGACUCACCCGGCAGUGAAACGCGAAUUCUUCAGUACUUGGAUGCGGAGGUGAUCAAUCAGGAACGCUGCAUCUGCUAUUUCCUGCCAGGAUUGGUUGGCCAGCGUCACCUGUGCACCGAUGGACAAAAUGGACGAGGUGGCUGCAACGGCGACUCCGGUGGACCAUUGGUUUACCACUGGCGCAACGUCAGCUACCUGAUCGGGGUCACCUCGUUCGGCAGCGUCGAGGGCUGCGAGGUGGGGGCGCCCACUGCCUACGCCAGGAUAACCGCAUAUUUGCCAUGGAUCCGACAACAAACGGCAAUGACCAACUAAAUGCAAUUAACGCCUAAUUGCAGACCAUUAAUUGCUAAACAAUAUAGUCUCGGGCCAGACAAUAAAACCAAUUUGAGCACUGAAACCGAGACGACCGACAGGUUCCUGCCGAGAAGGGAAGGUGAAAAUGGUUCAUUUAAUGGGUGGUUGUUUUCCCUUGAAUGGAAAUUGUUACCGAUAAAUAACAAUAAACAUUUCGGCAUUACAGCA
This is a messenger RNA of Drosophila takahashii, 1263 nucleotides long. RefSeq names its product brachyurin. Gene Ontology annotation, biological process: proteolysis. The record is from RefSeq and is a predicted model, not a curated record. Gene Ontology annotation, molecular function: serine-type endopeptidase activity. NCBI's taxonomy places the organism in Eukaryota, Metazoa, Arthropoda, Insecta, Diptera, Drosophilidae.